UCAUACACCGAUGGACCACCAGGUCCACCUGGAUUGCCUGGUCGUCCAGGAAACCCCGGCCCACCAGGAGCUGACGGAUACCCAGGUCCCCCCGGACCGGCUGGCCCACCUGGUCAAACUGGAGGUCCUGGAGCUCCCGGUCUUCCUGGCCUCGAAGGUCUUCCCGGUCCAAAAGGUGAAAAGGGAGAGAGUGGAAUACCUGGUGCCCCUGGUGUUACUGGCCCUCCCGGAAUGAUUGGAGCUCCUGGACCCAAAGGAGAACCUGGAGCGCGUGGUAUCCCAGGACAAAGCUUCCCCGGCCUACCCGGUAAAGACGGGCGUCCUGGACUUGACGGAGCGCCUGGAAGAAAAGGAGAACAAGGAUUGCCUGGAGUACGAGGUCCUCCUGGAGACUCGCUGAACGGUUUGCCUGGCCCACCUGGACCUCGCGGCCCGCCAGGUCCAAAAGGUUACGAUGGACGAGAUGGAGUUCCUGGAUUGCCUGGUGUUCCUGGACAGAAAGGAGACAGAGGAGGAACCUGCUCAAUUUGCUCACCUGGAACGAAAGGAGAGAAAGGAAAUCCUGGAUAUCCUGGACAACCAGGCCCGCAAGGAGAUCGCGGCCUGCCUGGCAUGCCUGGACCUACAGGAGAUCCUGGAGAUGACGGACUUCCAGGCCCACCUGGGCGUCCUGGUGCACCUGGUCCUCCAGGUCUUGACGGUCUUCCGGGACUUCCUGGACAAAAGGGAGAACCGACACAACUUGUACUUAGACCUGGACCACCCGGUUAUCCGGGAAUGAAAGGAGAAGCAGGAUUCCCCGGCCAGCCAGGCAAGGAUGGAUUACCUGGAACGCCAGGACUUCUUGGAGCACCUGGUCUGCCGGGAAUGCCUGGAGAAAAGGGUGAACCAGGCCUUCCGGGACUACCUGGUAAACCAGGAAAGGAUGGAUUACCUGGACUACCAGGUCUAAAGGGCGAACCAGGAUACGGCCAACCCGGUCUACCUGGUCUUCCAGGACAGAAAGGAGACAUGGGUCCAUCUGGACAACCUGGACUUCCUGGUCUACAAGGACCACCGGGACCCGUUGCCGCCCCUAGCAUCGUGCAACCAGGAGCCCCUGGUGCACCUGGAGCACCUGGACUACCAGGAGCUAAGGGUGAAGCCGGUUUCCCUGGAAGACCUGGCGAUGUGGGUCCACCUGGACUUCCUGGAGUGAGCGGACGCAAGGGAGAAGCGGGACUACCUGGCCCACCAGGUCAACCUGGAAUUCCUGGAAUACCAGGAGAGAAGGGACUUCCUGGUCUCAACGGCCUUCCUGGAAUUCCUGGUCCUAAAGGAGAACCAGGCCAA
This is a messenger RNA of Cylicostephanus goldi, 1332 nucleotides long. The record is from the annotation of a GenBank genome assembly. Lineage: Eukaryota; Metazoa; Nematoda; Chromadorea; Rhabditida; Strongylidae.